GACGCCGAGGCGGAACGACAUUUUAUGAAGUGACACCAGUCAUGUCUGCUACAAAGUCUUCCCCUUUGUUUUAAACCCUUCAUAAUUCCAUGCAAACAUGAACAGGACGCAGCUGAAGCGCUCCAGUAUUUUGAGGAUGGCCGGCACGGAAAUAGUGGACCAAGACGGACUCGUAGAGACCUUCGUGUUCCGCGCUUUGAGGAUCGCGGCCGUGGUGGCGCUGUACUGGUUCAUCUCCAUCACCAUGGUGUUCCUCAACAACCACCUGCUGGACAACCACGACCUGGACGCGCCGCUCUUCGUCACCUUCUACCAGUGCCUGGUGACGGUGGGACUGUGCUGGCUCAUGCAGUUGUUGUCUGCCCUCAACCCCAGAUUGAUCGACUUCCCGUCGGUGAAAUUGGACCUGAAGACGUCCCGGGAAGUUCUGCCCCUGUCGGUGGUCUUCAUCGGCAUGAUCACCUUCAACAACCUGUGCCUGAAACAUGUCGGCGUGGCUUUCUACACGGUGGGAAGAUCCCUCAGCACGGUGUUUAAUGUGCUGAUGUCAUACAUCAUCCUCAAACAGACCACUUCCUUCAAAGCCAUAUCUUGCUGCGGGCUGAUUCUUGGUGGAUUUUGGCUGGGUGUGGACCAGGAGGGCCUAGCAGGCUCCCUCUCCUGGUCAGGUGUUUUCUUCGGAGUGCUCGCCAGUGCUUGCGUCUCCCUCAAUGCCAUCUACACGAAAAAGGUGAUGCCCGCGGUGGAUGGCAAUAUUUGGAAACUGUCCUACUAUAACAAUAUCAACGCUUGCAUCCUCUUCCUCCCGCUCAUCCUUGUGUUCGGAGAGCUGGGCCGCGUGGCCAAUUUCAGUCGUCUGGCCGACGCGGGUUUUUGGGGCAUGAUGACGCUCGGAGGAGUGUUUGGCUUCGCCAUCGGCUACGUCACAGGCCUCCAGAUUAAGUAUACCAGUCCGCUGACACACAACGUCUCAGGCACAGCAAAGUCCUGCGCUCAGACUGUUAUCGCGGUAGUGUACAACUCCUCCAGUAAAAGCCUUCUGUGGUGGACGAGUAACAUGUUGGUUCUCUGCGGUUCUUCAGCCUACACAUGGGUCAGGAGUCGAGAAAUGAAGAGGACUCCCACUAAGCAGCCUCAGGAUUUCACCACAGAAAAACUUCUCGGUGAGAAAGGCAACAUAGGGGUAUAAAACACUCCUUUAAGUGACACCUCGUGGGAAAUACGUUUUUUUUUUUUAGGAUACAGGACUUGAAAUUUGCGGGGAUUAGAGGCUUUGACAGACUGUGGGUUUACAGAGAUUGUAUUUUAUAUAGCUUUGUAUUUAAUUCUAUUUGCUAGUGUUUGGGAUAUGCUGUCCAAUUACCUAUACAAUGAAGGACUUGAAUAAUUAAUAUAACAGUUCAGAACACAGGGGAAUUUGUUUUUAUUUACCAUAUUUUCUGGACUAUACAACACUCUGCGAUAUAAGCCGCACACACGAAAUGUUUGAAGGAAAACAUUUGUAUCCAUAUAUUAUCCGCGUCAGACUAUAAGCUAGGGCUGGGCGAUAUCUCGAUAUCUUGCGGCCAUGUCGCGAUACGUGAUAUAUAUCGCGAUAUUUCGCCUUAGCCUUGAAUGAACACUCGAUGCAUAUAAUCACAGCAGUAUGAUGAUUCUACGUGUCUACAUUAUAACAUUCUUGUUCAUACUGCAUUCAUAUAUGCUUAUUUUAAACUUUCAUUCCGAGACGGAGAAAUCACAGCUAAGUAAAUUUAGCAAAACUGUAUUUAUUAAACAGUUAUUAAACAGUGGCACAAACAUUCAUGUCAUUUCCAAAACAGAACGUGCAAGAUUAUCAGAGACAUUUUAAAACCAGCUAUUAGUGCACUUUUGUGCAUGAUGUCACUAAGAUUACAUAUAAAAAAAACACUAAAGUACAGAACGCCACUACAAUAGUUAAAAACAAAUUAAAGUGCACUUUUGUGCAUGAUGUCACACAAGAGAUUUCAAUAACUGUCAAAUAAAAAUGAGGUGCAUAAUAGGAAAUCAAACAGUCUAUGUCUUUCGUUCUGUGGUAGGUUCCCGCGGACGUUAUCUCCUGUCGUUCAUUUUUUUUCAUACGGUGUUGAUCUAGAAAUUGUUGCUUAGGCAUUUUGUGGGUGUGGCACGGAACGGAGAUGUUGACAUGCAGAGUUUCAAGCCCUCUUUAUUUUCUAGCGCAGUGGUUCUUAAAGAGGAACAUUAUCACCAAACCUAUGCAAGCGUCAAUAUAUACCUUGAAGUUGCAGAAAAAAGACCAUGUAUUUUUUUAACCGAUUUCCGAACUCUAAAUGGGUGAAUUUCGGCAAAUUAAACGCCUUUCUGUUUAUCGGUCUUUUAGCGAUGACGUCAGAACGUGACGUCACCGAGGUAACGCACCCGCCAUAUUCAUUUUCACAUUACAAACACCGGGUCUCAGUUCUGUUAUUUUCCGUUUUUUCGACUAUUUUUUGGAAUCUUGGAGUCGGUGUGUUGUCGGAGGGUGUAACAACACUAACAGGGAGGGAUUCAAGUUGCACCACUGGCAAGAAAUCUGCCGCCAGACCCCCAUUGAAUGUACCAGAGUGUCUUCACAUUUGUCCGGCGAUGCUAAGACAGACAUGGCACAGAGAUGUAUGGAUAACCUGCAGAUGCAUUUGCAACGAUUAAGUCAACUAAAUCACGAAGGUGAGUUUUGUUGAUGUUGUUGACUUAUGUGCUAAUCAGACAUAUUUGGUCACAGCAUGACUGCCACCUAAUUGAUGCUAACAUGCUAUUUAUGCUAGCUGUAUGUACAUUUGAAACUAGAUACCCACAUUUAUUGCGAAACAAACACUUACCAAUCGACGGAUUUAAGUUACUCCAGUGUCACAAGAUGCGAAAGUCCUGAUCGUUUGGUCUGCACAUUUUACCGGCGAUGCUAAUAAGGCAGCCAUGCUAUGGGCCACUUCAUUAGGUACACCCACGCUAUGGCCGAAUAGCGUCAAUAGCUUUUCGCUCAAUAGCUUCAAUUUCUUCUUCAAUUUCGUUUUCGCUAUCUGCCUCCAUACGCCGACCAUCUGUUUCAAUACAUGCGUAAUCUGUUGAAUCGCUUAAGCCGCUGAAAUCCGAGUCUGAAUCCGAGCUAAUGUCGCUAUAUCUUGCUGUGGUAACCGCCAUGUUUGUAUUGGCAGCCCUGUAUGACGUCACAGGGAAAUGGAUAGUGGUUUCGAAGAUAGCGAAAAUAAGGCACUUUAAAGCUUUAUUUAGGGAUAUUCCGGGACCGGUAACAUUUUGAAAAAAACUUCAAAAAAUACAACAAGCCACUGGGAACUGAUUUUUAUUGUUUUCAACCCUUUUGAAAUUGUGAUAAUGUUCCCCUUUAAAAACCAAUUAAAGUGCACUUUUGUGCAUGAUGUCACACAAGAGAUUUCAAUAACUGUCAAAUAAAAAUGAGGUGCAUAAUAAGAAAUCAAACAGUCUAUGUCCUUCGUUCUGUGGUAGGUUCCCGCGGACGUUAUCUCCUGUUGUUGAUUUUUUUUCAUACGGUGUUGAUCCAGAAAUUGUUGCUUAGGCAUUUUGUGGGUGUGGCACGGAACGGAGAUGUUGACAUGCAGAGUUUCAAGCCCUCUUUAUUUUCUAGCGCAGUGGCUCUUAACCAGGGUUCGAUCGAACCAUAGGGGUUCGGUGAGUCCACCUAAGGGGUUCGGCCGAGGUCAAAACACACCCGACUUUUCGUGUGAAUACAAACUUCUCCCUGUUGGCAUAUUACGGAUACAGCAACAGCUGAUUGAUUUGCAGGUGUGUAAUUUGUUGUGAGUUUAUGCAUCUUGUUUGAACAAGAUGAUGUUCAUGCACGGUUCAUUUUGUGCACCAGUAAAAAAAUAUGGUAACACUUUAGUAUAGUGAACAUAUUCACCAUUAAUUAGUUGCUUAUUAACAUGCAAAUUAGCAACAUAUUGGCUCUGAACUAGUCAUUACGUACUAAUUACUAAUUAAUUGGGCAUGGCCUUAUUAUAACCCUAACCCUCUAACCCUGACCCUAACCCUAACCAAAUAACUCUAAAUUAAGUCUUUAUUACUUAGAAUAUGUUCCCCUAGUGUCCAAAAAACUCAAAAUUAAGUCUUUGUUACUUAGAAUAUGUUCCCCAUACUAAAGUUUUACCAAAAUCAUACAACUUUGUCCUGAAUUUGCAAUUUUUUUUUUUUUUAAUUUUUCACUAAAGAAUAGUACAGUGAAUGCGCAUAUGAAACUGGUGGGGUUCGGUACUUCCAACAAGGUUAAGAACCACUGCUCUAGCGGAUGACUUUUCAAAUGAUGCUACAUUAGCAGUAAUGCUACUUUUCGUAGCAACGCUUUUGCCGCAUAAUUGUUCAACAUCUUCCCGCUUGAAGCCAAACCACCGCCAGACGAUGGACCCUGUGCUGUUUUUCUUGGGAAUGAAUUAUUCCUCCAUUUGUUACCAGAUUCGCACCUUCUCUCUCUCGUAUUACCACUCGCAGUGCACCAUUAGCAUCACAGCUAAUGUUACCCAUGUAGCUACUUCUCUGCUCGGGGAGGGCCUGUGAUGUUGCACGUGUGACGUAUGUAAGAAGAUGCGCUUGUUUGUCUCUGAGAAAGAGAGACACGGGAGAGUGGGAAACGCAUGCAGCGUAACGCCCACAACUAAAAGCAACUGUGUGAGAACAUAUACUUGAAUAUCACGAUAUAGUCAUUUUCUAUAUUGCACAGAGUUAAACCCGUGAUAUAUCGAUUAUAUCGAUAUAUCGUCCAGCCCUAGUAUAAUAUAGUUGUAUACUUUGUGAAAUUUGUUAUUUAAACGAAAAUAUUUCCUAAAUGUUUAUUUACAUCCCUGAAUUGUUUCCAAUUGGUGUCUGUAACACGGCAGUAAAACGGCUGACCAAGCAAAACAGAAGUCAUCGUCAUGGAUCCACUAGCUGCGGAUUUAGCUCUCCAAUAAGCUAAAAAAAACUCAAUAACUCCACUGUACUGUUUUUGGUGAAUUAACCGAGGAGUUUGUGGAAUUGAAACAAUACAAAAAGAAUGCGGUUGUAAGUUAAAGGUGCUGUUUGCAACUUCCUCACUGCAAAAAACUUGACAAGAAAACCAAUAGCUGGCUUAUGUUAACAUUAGCAGUUUAACAGAACGCCUUUGUAUGACAAUUUUCUAUAUUUUUUACAAUUACAAAGUUAAUGUACUAUGUUUGUUAUACAACAUGUACGCGCAUGGAGGCCGUGCACACAUACAAAAGCAGUCGAAGAGAAGCAACAAUUUGUAGUCAUGUUAUGAUAAAAUAUACAUUGACAGCUAACACUACCUAUCCAAAUUGCUAUUAUUAGUUAACACCUAAAGCUAAUGCGCGUGCAUGUGUUACCUACGUACCUAAAUUCUGUCAUUACGUAUGAGGGCGGGAGUUACUGUGUAAAAUACAAUGGAAAGUUAGCGCCUUCUAGGCAUCUGUGUAAAUGUUGCCAACAGCCCCUUUAAUAAUACUAACACAGACACUCGUAGACAUGUUAGCUAACGCUAAUGACGCUAGCUGCAUUACGUUGCUAUAGCACAAUGGUUCCCAAACUUUUGCAGGCUGGCGCCCCCUUGGCUCCCUAGUGAAUUCCUAGCGCCCCCCCACAGACACAUAUGGAAACAAACACCUCUUUCUUGAUAUUUGGUAUGCUGCAAUUUGAAAAGAGAAAGGUUAAACACAAAUGUGUAUUUCACAAAUAAAACCCAAUUUAGUUAACCAAUAGCUUUUAUAAUUUGGUCAGGUGACUUGUGUAGAACUGUGUGUAGAACCUUUCUUACUGCUGGCAGAAUAAGCUCUUCUCCAAUUGUAUGAGGCUUACCAGAUCUAGCAAUCAGCAAAGAGAUGUAUGACGCUCGCAAACCGUCAGUAGAUUGUUGUAAAAUGCUGUCAAAUAUAUUUCCGAUGGUUUUCCGUUUCCGAACGUUGUCUCGGAGUGACUGAAAAUAUGCCAAGUUUUUGUCUGCUUUAUCAGAGUGCAUUUUCUUUAAAUGUUCCAAAAGCUUCGAAGGUUUCAUAGCUUCAUUUGAAAACACUCUAUCACACAGUAGACACAUUGGUUGCUGUUGGUUGUGUGGUGCUGCGACAAAUCCAUAUUUCAGAUAUUCCACACUAUAUUGCCGACACUUCUUUUUUGUUUGCUGUACCAAGGCCAUACUUUAUUCUGGAACAAAAAAAUAAAACCAUGUAAAAUACAGCAUUUUAUCGCAUUUCAUAAAUAGGCCUACUUAAAGACAAAAAUGACAACAUUGAAGGUAUGUAAAGCAAUUUACCCUCUCACGUAUUCAUUUUCUUCCAUUUACUCACAGAAAAUGGUGGCGGACGUGAUCUAAGGCACGCCACCCUCGCCACCCACACAAUGACACACGCGCGAACACGCAUAUAUGCACACACACACAUGCACACACAGGUACAAAGUCAUAUACAUUCCUAACAAUAUAUAUCAGUGAAUGCACCACCCUAACCAGCUCAACACAACACGGCGCGUUCUGGCGAGUCCCCAAUUUCAUGUUGACUUGAACUCAAGAUGAUGUUGACCGCCAGAAUGCGGUUUUUAUUAUAAGAUAAAAUUCUGAACAUUACAAGCUUGAAAUUACAAACCUGAGCUUUUGCUUUUGUAAUCUAUGCUGUCGGAUCUGACUGGGCCAGAGCGGCGUGUGGUAACCGGACCCUGAUGCGUCGUCCACUGACUCGUCCUGCUGCACGUGUUGUGUACAAAUCGUCAAACAAACGUUCGAACUUCUGACUUUGACUUCGGACUGCCGCCCCCCUACCGCCCCCUUCUUCCUCACCGCCCCCCCAGAUCUUUCCACUGCCCCCAGGGGGGCGGUACCGCCCACUUUGGGAACCACUGCUAUAGCACGUGUGCAAGUAUGCAUAAAACACUCCAACAGACAUCACACAUGCAACGGUUUAGUCUGUGUGAAUUGCUUAAGUUAAACUGUGAAAUGUUGCUUAGGGGGAUGAAUGAAGAAUGUUUUUGAGCAAAAUUGCUAUGGACGGUUUUACUUCCGGUUUAAGGCAUUAAAACAGUAAGUACAUUUUCAACCUGCAGUGAGCGAAAUUAUCCGAAAGAUGGUGCCGUAGCACAAGCAAUAUCACACAAUGUCAGUCCUUUGCGUGGGUUUGAUGAAAACUAUCGAACACAAAACAUCAUGGUAAUUAGCGAGGGGUGGUGGUGGUGUGGGGGGGGGACAAUAAAUUAGCCGCAACGCUUUGUGAGCCGCAGAGUUCAAAGCGUACGAAAAAAGUUGCUUUUUGCAGUCCGGAAGUUAGGGUAUACUGUAUCAUACCAAUAUAUAUUGAAAGAAAGUAAGAGUGAUUACGUUUUUUGUUGAGUUAAUUAAGAACUUAAUUGAACAGGGUUCAUGUAUAGAAAAGUUUGUAUAGUAUAGAACAGGGGUCACCAACCUUUUUGAAAGCAAGAGCUACUUCUUGGGUACUGAUUAAUGCGAAGGGGCUACCAGUUUGAUACACACUUAAAUAAAUUGCCAGAAAUAGCCAAUUUGCUCAAUUUACCUUUGUUAUUAUUAAUAAUUAAUGAUAUUUAUUUUUGUGGAAACACUGAUCAUCUUAAUGAUUUCUCACAAUAAAUAUAUAUUUUUGAUGACAUGUUUUAAAUAAGUUAAAAUCCAACCAGCACUUUGUUAGAAUAUAUAACAAAUUGGACUAAGCUAUAUUUCUAACAAAGACAAAUCAUUAGUUCUUCUAGAUUUUCCAGAACAAAUUUUUUUUUAAAGAAAUUCAAAAGACUUUGAAAUAAGAUUCUACAGAUUUUCUAGAUUUGCCAGAAUAUUUUUAUUUUAUUUUAAUCAUAAUAAGUUUGAAGAAAUAUUCCACAGAUAUUCUUCGUCGAAAAAACAGAAGCUAAAAUGAAGAAUUAAAUGAAAAUGUAUUUAUUAUUCUUUACAAUAAAAAAAAGUAAUUUACUUGAACAUUGAUUUAAAUUGUCAGGAAAGAAGAGGAAGGAAUUUAAAAGCUAAAAAGGUAUAUGUGUUUAAAAAUCCUAAAAUCAUUUUUAAGGUUGUAUUUUUUUCUCUAAAAUUGUCUUUCUGAAAUUUCUAAGAAGCAAAGUAAAAAAACAAGUUAAUUUAUUUAGACAAGUGAAGACCAAGUCUUUAAAAUAUUUUCUUCGAUUUUCAAAUUCAAAUGCAAAUGUGUGCACAAUUUCAACAAACCAACAAUACAAACUUAAGAAGUUUCACUUGUUUACAUUUGCACAGAAGACAAUAAUUUUCGCAGGACUAUUAUCAAUGUGAACAAGACUCCUAGGUACUUGAACUCCUCCACUUGGGGCAGGGUCUCCUCCCCAACCCGGAGAUGGCACUCCACCCUUUUCCGGGCGAGAACCAUGGACUCGGACUUGGAGGUGCUGAUUCUCAUUCCGGUCGCUUCACACUCGGCUGCGAACCGAUCCAGCGAGAGCUGAAGAUCCCGGUCAGAUGAAGCCAUCAGGACCACAUCAUCUGCAAAAAGCAGAGACCUAAUCCCGUGGCCACCAAACCGGAUCCCCUCAACGCCUUAACUGCGCCUAGAAAUUCUGUCCAUAAAAGUUAUGAACGGAAUCGGUGACAAAGGACAGCCUUGGCGGAGUCCAACUCUCACUGGAAAUGUGUCCGACUUACUGCCGGCAAUGCGGAUCAAGCUCUGGCACUGAUCAUACAGGGAGUGGACCGCCACAAUAAGACAGUCCGAUACCCCAUACUCCCUGAGCACUCCCCACAGGACUUCCCGAGACGUUGUAUCGAUCCGUUGUGGUGAAGAAGGAGCUGAGCCGGAAGGCAAAGCUCUCAAUUUACCGGUCAAUCUACGUUCCCAUCCUCACCUAUGGUCAUGAGCUUUGGGUCAUGACCGAAAGGAUAAGAUCACGGGUACAAGCGGCCCAAAUGAGUUUGGGUCUCUCCCUUAGAGAUAGGGUGAGAAGCUCUGCCAUCCGGGAGGAACUCAACGUAAAGCCGCUGCUCCUCCACAUCGAGAGGAGCCAGAUGAGGUGGUCCGGGCAUCUGGUCAGGAUGCCACCCGAACGCCUCCCUAGGGAGGUGUUUAGGGCACGUCCAACCGGUAGGAGGCCACGGGGAAGACCCAGGACACGUUGGGAAGACUAUGUCUCCCGGCUGGCCUGGGAACGCCUCGGGAUCCCCCGGGAAGAGCUAGACGAAGUGGCUGGGGAGAGGGAAGUCUGGGCUUCCCUGCUUAGGCUGCUGCCCCCGCGACCCGACCUCGGAUAAGCGGAAGAUGGAUGCAGCAUUUUAAAUGAGCUUACCAGUUGUUUAUUUUACUCCUGUUCGUUUGUUUUACGUUUGGUCGGGGGGGGGGACAUAAAGAACAGCAGUUUAUUUUAAUCAGCCCAAUUUUACUCUUGCCAAACUCAUCUCGCGGCUCACAUGUUUGACCCCCCUGCCCUAAACAGUACUGGACAUCAAACAAACAUAUCAAGGGGAUGCCACCCUGCCGACACGCACACACACUGUCACUAGCGCUGUGGUGCACUCACAGUUUGCAAUCACAAAACUCCUUUACUUUGACAGCCGGGUGACAACAAUGAUUAGGAAUAAAAAAUAUAAUCUACUUCGCCUUGUCGGUUAAUCUUCUUUGAAGGAAGAAAGAGGCGUGGGGAGGCAGUUUCGACAACGCUGAAUGUUUGAAACCACACAUCGUUAGUCCGUUGCUUUCUUUGGACUUGCAGCUAGCCGAACUAGAAUGAUGUAUUAAAAAGGCUGAAACGCGAUAGGUGGGUGGAAAGGUACGUAGACAAGGGUCUUUGGGUCUUUCUUCUUUGGUUCGUAAAUCCUAAAGUUCUUACAAUGAGGGGUUUGAAAAUCAAGGUUCCACUGUGCUUCAAAUGCUUCAUGUUGGGUUUGUUGUUGAAAUAAAAUAUUUGGUAUAGUA
Molecule: messenger RNA, 9887 nt
Organism: Nerophis ophidion (straightnose pipefish)
Lineage: Eukaryota; Metazoa; Chordata; Actinopteri; Syngnathiformes; Syngnathidae
Gene: slc35c1
Product: solute carrier family 35 member C1
Exons: 2
Coding region: 98-1189 (363 amino acids)
Biological process (GO): protein O-linked glycosylation via fucose; GDP-fucose import into Golgi lumen
Cellular component (GO): Golgi apparatus
Molecular function (GO): antiporter activity
Source: RefSeq, a predicted model, not a curated record